Messenger RNA from Conger conger (European conger), 2688 nucleotides. It is a transcript of the gene lgi1b, whose product is annotated as leucine-rich, glioma inactivated 1b. The transcript has 8 exons. NCBI's taxonomy places the organism in Eukaryota, Metazoa, Chordata, Actinopteri, Anguilliformes, Congridae. The record is from RefSeq and is a predicted model, not a curated record. Gene Ontology annotation, biological process: myelination. Gene Ontology annotation, molecular function: protein binding. The coding region runs from base 553 to 2184 and encodes 543 amino acids.
UGGACGGGAUCCAUUAAAUAAAAGAUACAUUUUCUUCAGGGAAUACAGACAUUUUCCCAAGGUUUGCUGCGUAGAUCAUUAUUCAAAAAGCUGCGCAGUCUUGAACAUAUUUGAGGCAAAAUAGCUUAGUAUGAAUUGAUCAGUUCGGUGAGAUAAAAAAUCGGGGGCUUUUUUUUUUUUUUUUUUAUAAAUCGGCCACCUGCCUCGCUUGACAACAAUAGCAAAAGCUAUUCCGAAAGGACAUUGACGAGGUUGGCUAUUACUGAUUGCACUCAUCUUUUCGGUCUGCGGAUUGUCUUCCUUGCCAAGCGUUUUCUGUAGCAACUGCGCCUUGCAGAACGAAUCGUUUGGAUCGACGCUUUGCUACAAGGGCUUCUGCUCAGCUCAAUUCGUUCCACGGCAGCGGCAGACUCAAACAUAGACAAAAAAAAAAUUAGAGAAACGGCUGAUUUGGCCUAGAGGCGACAAAUCAGACAAACAUUUGAGAAAAAGAUAGCGGUUCAUGUGCAGGCAUAUUCAACGCGCUGGCUGCAUCCAGAGUGUGUCAAAAGGAUGGGAUAUGUCAACAAAACCGUCAAAAGAUACACGUUCUUGUUUUGGAUUGCCUGUCUAGUGCUUCUUGUUGAGGGUAAGAGAGCGAAGCAACCCAGGUGCCCAUCAUCUUGUACGUGCACCAAAGAUAAUGCCCUGUGUGAAAACAUAAGGACGGUUCCUCGCAGCUUUCCUCCAGAUGUCGUCUCACUAUCUUUUGUGAAAUCUGGAUUCAACGAAAUUGCAGAAUCAAGCUUCUCUCACACACCAGCCCUCCAGCUUCUCCUGUUUACAGCCAAUACGUUUGAUUCUAUAAACGAUGACGCUUUCCUUGGCCUUCCCCAUCUGGAAUAUCUGUUUAUUGAGAACAACAAAAUCAAGUCCAUAUCGCCAUAUGCUUUCAGAGGGCUAAAGUCCCUGAUACACUUGAGCUUGGCCAACAAUAACCUACAGACACUGCCAAAAGAUGUUUUCAAGGGCAUGGAUGCUUUAACAAAAGUGGAUCUCAGGGGAAACAUCUUCACCUGUGACUGCAAACUGAAGUGGCUGGUGGAUUGGAUGUACAGCACUAAUGCCACUGUGGAUCAGAUUGACUGCAACGGGCCUCCACUGUACCAAGGGAAGAAGAUCAAUGACCUCGUUCCACAGUCAUUUGACUGCAUAACAACAGAAUUUGCAGCGUAUCAGUCACUAAAGUUUGAGUCCAUUUCAGUGGAGUCUUUUUCUUUUGGCAAUGAUCAGUAUAUGGUCUUUGCCCAGCCCUUUGUUGGAACCUGCAGCUUUCUGGAAUGGGAUCAUGUUGAAAUGGUCUUCCGAAAUUAUGACAACAUUGACAGCACAUCCACCGUCGUUUGCAAACCCUUGGUCAUUGACAACCAGCUGUUCAUUAUAGUCGCCCAGCUCUUUAGUGGCUCCCACAUCUACAAGCGAGACACGUCGGCAAAUAAGUUCAUCAAGAUCCAGGACAUCGACAUCCUGAAAAUACGCAAGCCCAAUGACGUGGAGAUCUUCCGCAUCGACGGAGAGUCCUUCUUCGUCAUCGCCGACAGCUCCAAGGCGGGCUCCACCACCGUGUACAAGUGGAACGGCAACGGCUUCUACUCGCACCAGUCCCUGCACCCGUGGUUCCGCGACACGGACGUGGAGUACCUGGAGAUCGCCAGCAAGCCCCACCUCAUCCUCUCCAGCAGCUCCCAGAGGCCGGUCAUCUACCAGUGGAGCAAGAGCCAGAAGCUGUUCGAGCGCCGCACAGACAUCCCGGACAUGGAGGACGUGUACGCCGUCAAGCACUUCAAAGCCAAGGCCGAGCUCUACAUCUGCAUGACGCGCUUUAUCGGCGACUCCAAGGUGAUGAGGUGGGACGGCUCCAUGUUCACCGAGAUGCAGACCGUCCCCUCCAGGGGCUCCAUGGUGUUCCAGCCUUUCUCCGUCGACAGCUGGCAGUACGCCAUCCUGGGAAGUGACUACUCCCUCACGCAAGUCUAUCGCUGGGAUGCAAAGAAAAACCAGUUUGUCCACUUCCAAGAACUUAACAUUCAAGCACCAAGGGCAUUCUCCCUGGUCUCCAUUGACAACCGUGAGUUCUUGCUUGCUUCCAGCUUUAAAGGGAAAACUCAGAUUUACGAACACCUUAUGAUUGACUUGAGCAAUUGAUAGAUUGUGGAGGCAUGUGUUGGAAAACUGCCCUGGAUGGAGUUGGACUUGUUAAGACUUAUGCAUGAUAAAGCCCAUUAAUAAUACUUCCAGAUGAAUGCCUUGCUAGAGAAAUCCAUCUUUUUCUUUUUUGUCAUCAAUUAUUCCAGCGCUUUUGAAAUAUUCUUUUUUUUAAAAGCCAUUGUUAAUGUAUUCUCUGCAACUACAAGCAGUACACACAUGUACAAUCACAUCUGUUAUUGACAAGGGGGGAAAAUAAAAUGUACUUUUUAACCUAUUUAUUAACCUGUUUGGAAGCAGAAAACCGCCAAAUAAAAUGUUUACAUUUUUCUGUCUUUACAGUUGUGAGAAAAAUAUUUAUAAAUGAUGCUUUUGUAAAUAAAAGAGGGACCAUGACAGAGAGAAAACUUUCAUAUGGAGAUUAAUUCAAUUUUAAAUCACCAUAAUAUUUGUAAUUUAAUAAUUUAACAUGUUGCAGUGCAGAAUUAGAUGUUGUUUGUGCGU